CGCUCUCGUUUCACAGUCCCAUCCCCAGGGGAAUGGGCUGGCUGCUCAGAGUGGUUGCAGCAGCCCCACGGGGCAGAGGGUGGACAGGGGUGCUCUGCCCCCCCCCCCCGUGACCAGCUCCUCUCCCCAUUCCCCGAGGUGCCUGUGUCAUUGGGGCUUCCGACUUGGAAAGAGAAGACUGGAGUCUGAAAUUCCUGUGUGAAAACCCUGCCUUUUUAACUGAGAACUUUAAACUAGCUAAAACUAAUUAAAUGGAUUAAAUCUAUACUAAUGAAAACUAAUUGAAUUCUUUUCAAAAUGCCACAGGGACUAAACCAUCUGACGCUGUAGCUGGCAGAGGUGGUGCCCGGGAUUUGCUGGGAGAGCCAGGGAACGCAGUCCAGGGGCGCCCUCGGCCCCUGCGAAGGAUCGGAAGGAACGCGGUGAAGGGCAGGAAUGCCGCUGGACUGGCUCUGGGUUCCACCAGGGGCUCACAGCCACCCCCCGACAUCCGGGGGGCCCUAGUGGGAAGCAGGUGAGGGAAAACAAAGCUGGAGGUUUGCAGCUGCCUUCCUCAUGCUCCUUCCGCACCAGGACCGCUGCCCCCGUCAUCUUUUGUCCUCAGUGCCCUCCAACCCAGGCAGUACCAGGAAGCUCUGGGCUCUGCCACUGCCUGGUGCCCACGGGGUUGCCCUCGUCUUUGAGGCUGAGGACUGGCCCCUGCCCACCCGAGAACCAGCUCCUUGUGCAAUGGUUUCUGCCUGGAGAGGCUCAACUGCUCCUCCUGUCAGCAGCAAGGUGAACAUCACAGGAAGUAACCAUGCAGCACAGAGAAGUCCUCCCCCUCGUCCAGGUGGGUGUCCUCCCUCCUCAUCCAGGGCAGUGGGGAGCAAGCUGCCUGAAUAUUCAUGGCGUUGCCAGCACACCAGGAUAUUUAUAAGCAGAGCAGUCAGAGGCAGCAGCACACCAGCACAGAGCACUUUCAGAGCGCAGGUCCUGGCUUCUGAUGCGGCGUCUCAAAGGCAGGAGCCAGGGCUCCUGGAGCUGCGGCUGGUCAGAGGAGGGGUCAGGUGGCACACAGGCGAGCCUGGAUCUUGGGGUGGUGCCGGGCAGAACAGCAUUCUUAACCAAACAACAGACGAGGCCAGUGGACGGCCUGGGAGGUCACACAGCCCGCCAACAGACGUCCCUGCCAGUGGUCAACACUGAGACUGUGAGCAGCGAAAACAAGAAAACGCUGCUGGAUUACAACCCACGUAGAAAUGGCACCCCAAGUCCAUGCCAGUGCAGCAGUGAGCCAGACACAAAUGAACAAGCGGAGAAAACACAGAUCUGUGCGUGCAGAAUCCUUCCUUCCAGAGAGCACACUCAGAACAGAGGAGGUCAUCGCUGUGUGACGGGAGCCACGGGAGGCAGCCCUCCCCCUCCCAGUGCACGGUCCAGGGCCACACCACAGUGCUCAGCCGGGCCGACCGGGUGCUUCCUUCACAUGAAGUGAAAAGAAGACUCAGCUCCGUGGUCUUCCUUCCAAACACCAUAAACACAGCACAAGAACACAUCACACUCCAGCAGCUCCCCCUGAAGGGGCAUUCCACGAAAUACCCAGCCAGUCCUCCUCAAAACUGUCAAGGCCAUCAAAAACAAGACAAGUGGGAAACGCUGUCACCGCCAAGAAGAGCUUGUGUCAAUUACUUUAACAUGGUCUCCUGGGGGAGAUUAUGGAAUAGAAAAGGACGGCAGGAGCAAACAGGAUACCUAAAGCCCAGACUUCUGUUAACCCUGUCUCAAUACGAGCCAUGAGCCAGGACAAAGGCAUCUUACUAAAGUGAGAUGUUGGAUGUGCGUUUCCAAGGAUCCUUUGUACUAACUUUAUAGUCCUUUACAGAAUCUGGAGCUGUCUUUUAAU
This is a messenger RNA of Perognathus longimembris pacificus (Pacific pocket mouse), 1885 nucleotides long. RefSeq lists its product as uncharacterized. NCBI's taxonomy places the organism in Eukaryota, Metazoa, Chordata, Mammalia, Rodentia, Heteromyidae. The coding region runs from base 556 to 1188 and encodes 210 amino acids. The record is from RefSeq and is a predicted model, not a curated record. The transcript is spliced from 5 exons.